AUGGCGGUCCGUACACAAUUUGAAAGUAAUAAUGAUAUUGGUGUUUUUGCCCGAUUAACAAAUGCUUAUUGUUUGGUCGGGACUGGUGCAUCAGAAAAUUUUUAUUCAACAUUUCAAAGUGAACUUAGCGAGCAUAUACCUGUGAUUCAUUCAUCUAUCGGUGACUGCCGUAUUGUUGGUCGUUUAACCGUUGGUAACCGACAUGGUCUUCUAGUCCCAUCUUCUACAACUGAUAAAGAAUUGCAACAUAUUCGUAAUUCUUUGCCAGACAAUAUUCGUAUAAAACGUUGCGAAGAACGACUAUCAGCAUUAGGAAAUGUGAUUGCAUGUAAUGAUUAUGUUGCUCUUAUACAUCCGGAUUUAGAUAAAGAAACUGAACAAAUUCUAACAGAUACACUCAAUGUUGAAUGUUUUCGACAGACAAUAGCCGAUCGUGUUCUUGUUGGUAGUUAUUCAAUAUUUUCAAAUCGAGGUGGACUUGUUCAUCCUAAAACAUCUGUACAAGAACAAGAAGAACUAUCUUCGUUAUUACAAGUACCACUUGUUGCCGGUACAAUUAAUCGUGGUAGUGAUGUUGUUGCUGGAGGACUUCUAGUUAAUGAUUGGAUGGGAUUUUGUGGAUUAGACACAACAGCACAUGAAAUAAGUGUAAUUGAAAGCGUAUUUAAAUUGGGACAAUACUCUUCAACGGAAACAGUAAACAAUAAAACAAUUAAAGAUUCACUUGUUGAUGCGCUAACCUAA
Molecule: messenger RNA, 744 nt
Organism: Rotaria socialis
Lineage: Eukaryota; Metazoa; Rotifera; Eurotatoria; Philodinida; Philodinidae
Source: the annotation of a GenBank genome assembly